UUAAAUGUGUAACUUGUUCAUAUAUUUUUUAUGAGAAAUAUGCAUAUUAAUUUGUGUUAUAUAUUAUAGUCAAGGAGUGGAAAGCGUAUCCUACGUUUGUGAAAAUCUCGAAACAUUCAAUUUUUAUAGUUUCGUAUAAAAAGUUCAAAAAAAAAAAAUUAUUUUUUACAUUAUUUAGAUAAAAUUGAAUAUUUUCCAUAUUAUAAUAUAUAUUUAUAUAUUCCUUAUCAUGGCUGUAUGUGUGGCUGUUAUUGGAAAAGAUAAUUCUCCCAAAUAUAUAAAAUGUGCAGAUGAGGCUCUUGCCUUGCAAUUUCAUUACAAAGUGCAUACAUCUAUUGAUAUUAUAGAAGAGAAAUUGAAUAUAGGAAACAAAACAGCUGUUGAUAUUCGUGAUUUGUAUUUAGGUUUAUUACUUACAACAGAGGAGUUUAAAAUUUACGGUUAUGCAACGAAUACAAAAAUUAAAUUUGUAAUAGUAUUACAAUCAUCUAAUAUAUCAUUCCGAGAUAAUGAAGUAAAGACGAUAUUUAAAAAACUGCAUACUGCCUAUUCCAAUGCAGUUUGUAAUCCAUUUUAUGUACCAGGUAGUUCGAUUAAUUCGAAGUCUUUCGAUUCAUCUGUGACAGAGAUAAUGGGAAUUAUAUAAACUUAUAUAUUCUUUUACUGAAAAAUUACUUUAGUAAUAUUAUUGAAUCAUUCUUCAACUCUUUUAAUUAUAAAUACAAUAUAUGUUCAAAUGUAAAGAAGAAAUAUCAUGAAACAACAUUAAGCAGCGUAUUUUUUAUUCGUUAAUUCAAUUGAACUACACAAUACAUAAAUUAACUUAUCAAUUAUAUAUAUAUAUAUUUUAGCAAAUUAUAAAUCACUUUUUAUGUCCAAAACAAGAUUCAUUACGAAAGAGUAAUAUAUUAAAGUUGUUUACUCAAUGUUGCUACUUUGAAUACAUUAUUUAUUAGUAAAAAAUUAACUAUGAUAUUAUAAGAUAUUUAUUGUACAAUUAUAUCCAGAAAUGCAACAUUAAGUAAGCAACAUUCAAAUAAUAACAAAAAUAAUGUGUAGUACAUACACUGUUAUACAUACAUUCUAUUGUCAUCAUCAUCAUUAUAUUGAACAUCUUAUAACAUUAUAUAAAAUAUUUCUAUAAAAAUAUAAUUGUAUUUCAAUUAUACUGAAUUUAUGC
Messenger RNA from Polistes dominula (European paper wasp), 1180 nucleotides. RefSeq names its product trafficking protein particle complex subunit 2-like protein. The record is from RefSeq and is a predicted model, not a curated record. Lineage: Eukaryota; Metazoa; Arthropoda; Insecta; Hymenoptera; Vespidae. Gene Ontology annotation, biological process: endoplasmic reticulum to Golgi vesicle-mediated transport.